This is a messenger RNA of Sinocyclocheilus anshuiensis, 4229 nucleotides long. RefSeq names its product ATPase H+ transporting V0 subunit a1b (gene atp6v0a1b). NCBI's taxonomy places the organism in Eukaryota, Metazoa, Chordata, Actinopteri, Cypriniformes, Cyprinidae. Bases 63 to 2663 code for a protein of 866 amino acids. Gene Ontology annotation, cellular component: vacuolar proton-transporting V-type ATPase complex; plasma membrane; vacuolar proton-transporting V-type ATPase, V0 domain. The transcript is spliced from 21 exons. The record is from RefSeq and is a predicted model, not a curated record. Gene Ontology annotation, molecular function: proton-transporting ATPase activity, rotational mechanism; ATPase binding. Gene Ontology annotation, biological process: vacuolar acidification; proton transmembrane transport.
CCAGUAGCAUCCAGUGGGAUUGAUUUCUGAGCCGUGGGUGAGUUCCUGUGGCCUGCAGCAUCAUGGGGGAGUUGUUCCGCAGUGAGGAGAUGACUCUGGCCCAGCUCUUCCUCCAGUCUGAAGCGGCCUACUGCUGCGUCAGUGAACUGGGAGAGCUGGGAAUGGUGCAGUUCAGAGAUCUCAACCCUGAUGUGAACGUGUUCCAGAGGAAGUUUGUGAAUGAAGUGAGACGUUGUGAGGAGAUGGACAGGAAGCUCAGGUUCGUAGAGAAGGAAAUUAAGAAAGCCAACAUUCCAACAAUGGACACUGGUGAGAAUCCUGAAGUCCCAUUCCCACGAGACAUGAUUGACCUUGAGGCAACCUUUGAGAAGCUGGAGAAUGAGCUGAAGGAAAUCAACACUAAUCAAGAGGCCCUGAAGAAGAACUUUCUAGAGCUGACAGAACUCAAGCAUAUCCUCAGACGUACCCAGCAGUUCUUUGAUGAGAUGGAGGAUCCAAAUCUUUUGGAAGAAUCAUCAUCUCUGCUGGACCCCAGUGAGGCUGGUCGAGGUGCCCCACUGCGACUGGGGUUUGUGGCUGGGGUUAUAAACCGGGAGAGAAUCCCCACGUUUGAAAGGAUGCUGUGGAGAGUCUGCCGUGGAAAUGUCUUUUUACGUCAGACAGAGAUUGAGGACCCUCUUGAGGACCCCACAACCGGAGACCAGGUGCACAAAUCUGUGUUUAUCAUCUUCUUCCAAGGAGACCAGCUGAAGAACAGAGUGAAGAAGAUCUGUGAAGGGUUCCGUGCAUCUCUGUACCCGUGCCCUGAGACCCCUCAGGAGAGGAAGGAAAUGGCAUCAGGUGUCAACACCCGCAUUGAUGACCUCCAGAUGGUACUGAAUCAAACAGAAGACCACCGGCAGAGGGUUUUACAGGCUGCUGCGAAAACCAUACGUGUGUGGUUCAUCAAAGUGAGGAAGAUGAAGGCCAUUUAUCACACUCUGAACCUCUGUAACAUCGACGUUACACAGAAAUGUUUGAUCGCUGAGGUCUGGUGCCCCGUUUCUGACCUUGAUUCUAUUCAAUUCGCUUUGCGGAGGGGAACAGAACGGAGUGGCUCCACAGUUCCCUCCAUCUUGAACCGAAUGCAGACCAAACAGACUCCACCUACUUACAACAAGACCAACAAGUUCACCUCGGGUUUCCAGAACAUUGUGGAUGCUUACGGUAUUGGAACAUACAGAGAGAUCAAUCCAGCUCCAUACACAAUCAUUACAUUCCCGUUCCUGUUUGCUGUCAUGUUUGGGGACAUGGGUCAUGGAGUGCUGAUGACAUGUGCGGCACUUUAUCUGGUCAUCAGAGAGAGCCGCCUGCUCGCGCAGAAGAGUGACAAUGAGAUGUUUAGCAUGAUUUUUGCGGGACGCUACAUCAUUCUUUUGAUGGGGAUAUUCUCAGUCUACACCGGAUUGAUCUACAAUGACUGCUUCUCCAAAUCCCUCAACAUGUUCGGCUCAAGCUGGAGUGUGCGGCCCAUGUUUUUCCCUAAGGGAAACUGGACGUUUGAGACUCUGGAUGGUAACUCAGUUCUUCAGUUAGACCCUGCUGUUCCUGGCGUGUUUGGUGGCCCUUAUCCCCUGGGCAUCGACCCCAUUUGGAAUAUUGCCACAAAUAAGCUGACAUUCCUGAACUCAUUCAAGAUGAAGAUGUCUGUAGUCCUGGGUGUCAUUCACAUGCUGUUUGGAAUCACGCUGUCCCUCUUCAAUCACCUUUACUUCAAGAAACCUCUAAACAUUUUCCUGGGUUUCAUUCCUGAGAUUGUGUUCAUGAGCAGUCUGUUUGGUUAUCUGAUCCUGCUCAUCUUCUACAAGUGGACGGCUUACGAUGCAGCGACAUCUAAAGAUGCUCCCAGUCUUCUGAUCGCCUUCAUCAAUAUGUGUCUUUUCAACUACAAUGAUCCUACCAACAAACCCUUGUACAGAGGACAGGUGGGGAUUCAGUCUCUGUUGGUGGUGAUAGCUCUGGCGUGUGUGCCCUGUAUGCUGGUGGUGAAGACUAUGGUCCUGCGCCGUCAGCACCUGUGGAAGAAGCACCUGUCCCAGAUGAGGGAGGCAAGACCUGCAAAGAAUCUAGAAACUUUAGAGCAGACAGGCUCACCCACCGGACUCACCCAACAGGGCACGCAGAAGUUCGGUGGCGUCCGGAUCGGAAACGGGCCUACAGAGGAUGAGGCGGAGAUCAUUGACCACGACCAGCUCUCGCAGCACUCAGAGGAAGGAGAUGAGCAUUCAGAGGAAGAACCGUUUAACUUUGGAGAUGUGGCUGUUCAUCAGGCCAUUCACACUAUAGAGUACUGUCUGGGCUGCAUCUCCAACACUGCCUCAUACCUGCGGCUCUGGGCCCUUAGUUUGGCUCAUGCUCAGUUGUCUGAGGUUCUUUGGGGAAUGGUGAUGCAUCUUGGACUGUCCUCGAGGAGUGGUGGUGGAUUCUUUGGCCUGUCGAUCAUUUUCUCUGCCUUUGCCAUGCUAACAGUGUGCAUCUUACUCAUCAUGGAGGGACUGUCUGCAUUCCUGCAUGCUCUGCGCUUGCAUUGGGUGGAGUUCCAGAACAAAUUCUACACAGGACAGGGCUUCAAGUUUGUCCCGUUUUCCUUCGAGAGUAUCCUGGAGGGUCGAUUUGACGAAUGAGCUGCUUCAACUUUAUCAAAUAUCAUCAAUUCCCACUCCUGCAUGGAUCCUGUCUCACCCUGUCCUCUUCAGGAGCAGUGCUGUCUGGUGAAGUGUUUGUAAGAUGUGACCCCUAACCCCAUUUUUGAGAUGUGCUGUGUUCUGUAAGCCUUUCAGCCAGAUUUAUAACAUCAGUUUAUGUGAACAGUCCUUCAAAACAGUGUGGUAAUUAUAAUGGAUGUUACAAUGAUUGGAAAUCUAGAUGAAUUAUUUUGAAUAAUUUUCAAACUGCACUCUUGACCCUGGGUUAUCGCCAUUCUAAACCCCAGGUAAAGGUACAUUUUACACUGGUUUAAAAGCAGGGUGUCUAUCCACAAACCAUUCUAUUGUAUUUGUGUUGUCUUGAAGGGAGAGAUAAAGUUGGGAGAUGGUUGCAGGGAUAUCGCCUUGUUAAACUUAAUUGAGAACUAUUCAACCUUGAUCCCACAUGUGGAUAUAAAGCAGCUAGUCAAAAAAGCAACAGAAUAAAGGUUAACAUCCUGUUACUGAGUAAAUAGCAAAGGAUAUCACAAGUCUCCUGAGGCAGCUAGUAAAAAGCUAGUCAGUGUCUGGUGGACUGGCUUCAGCCGUUUCUUGCUCAAAAGUGAAACAUCAACAUGGAAAUAAAAUGUUAAAGAUUGACUUUAUUAUCUAGUUACUAGUUAUUUGUUGCUGUGUUUGAUUGUUUUGCUGUGGUGUUGUGGCAAGUCUUUUACAUGCAUAAGAGCGUGUAUGCACAAGAGACAAAGCUGUCUGUUGUUGUAAAACCCAGUUCAUCCUAAAUCAGACAAUUAAAGAUCUUGGGCCAAUAAUCUCAUGUCAUUGUUUCUAUUAGAUAAGACUGUUCUCAUCAAAUACACAUUUGAUUGUUGGUCUUGAAGGGUCAUUUGGUGUUGUGUGACUUGCAUAUUUGUUAUAAAAUCAGACCGAUUUUGUUUGAAUUAAUUUCACAUUAAAAAUAACAUGGAAAGAUCUCGUUUCUUAACCCUGUGGCCAUGGAAGGGAUAGAAACGCCUCAUAAGACAAUGAAGAACUUAAUGAAUCCACCAGGCUUUACUAGUGGCUCCAGAUUUCCUCCAUGUUUGUGCCCAACUUCCUGUUCAUGCAGAGGGAGGAAAAGAGGCAAGCGUGGAUGGAAAAAUGGAAUCUAUGCUCUGAACUAUUUACUAUUCAAUUACUCUCUAUUGUGAGACUCUAUACUGCAUUCAGCUACUGUGCUGUUUUAUUAAGUUUUACAUAAUAGCAGAGAUGUAUCCAUUAUUAUUACUAAAACAUGACAUAUAUGUUAUACUAAACAAGCAGGUCCAUAUCUGCAUGCCAACUCCACAAAAAGUUUCCCAUAAACAUGUAUGCAUUUAUUAUACAUUCUGUCUGAUUUGAUUAUGCAUUUGGUGUCGAAAUAAGUAAGUAAAUAUUUCCAAUAUAGUUCCAAUUUAGCUCUCAAAUAACUGCAUCAAAAAAGAGACAAACAGCAACUGCCUGCUUUUCAUAGGAAUUUUGCAAGUAAAUCUUUAAAACUAUAAACUAUUUGUUUUUUGGGUUUUUUUG